Molecule: messenger RNA, 6466 nt
Organism: Acipenser ruthenus (sterlet)
Lineage: Eukaryota; Metazoa; Chordata; Actinopteri; Acipenseriformes; Acipenseridae
Product: putative E3 ubiquitin-protein ligase UNKL
Exons: 16
Coding region: 200-2614 (804 amino acids)
Molecular function (GO): metal ion binding
Source: RefSeq, a predicted model, not a curated record
UGUAGUGCUGCAGAAAGCAUAGUCCGCUAAUUUAGCUCUUACACGGGUACAGGAAUCUUCUGCGACCCGCUCAAACUCAGGGGCAGAGAGAGCUGUUUGUUUAUCCCGCCAGUUGCCCAUGCUGCCCUGCUGUGGUGUACGAGAGUACGGGGAGCUGAGCGGGCCUUCGCGCAGGCGCUUUUUAUUGUUUUGACUAAAAAUGCCGUCGGUUUCGAAAACGGCGGCGAGCGCUUCUGCUCAAACAGAGAAACCAACCCACUACACCUAUCUUAAAGAAUUCAGGACGGAACAGUGCCCGCUCUUCUUGCAACACAAGUGCACGCAGCACAGACCCUACACUUGCUUUCACUGGCAUUUCUUAAACCAGAGGAGACGGAGACCGAUCCGGAGGCGAGAUGGAACCUUUAAUUACAGUCCGGACGUGUACUGUACCAAAUACGACGAGACGACGGGGAUCUGCCCGGACGGAGACGACUGCCCCUAUCUGCAUCGAACUACAGGUGACACGGAACGAAAGUAUCACCUGCGCUAUUACAAGACUGGCACUUGUAUCCAUGAAACAGAUGCCCGAGGGCACUGUGUGAAGAAUGGGCUUCACUGCGCCUUUGCUCACGGCCCGCAUGAUCUUAGACCUCCAGUAUACGAUAUAAGAGAGCUGCAGGCACAGGAGGCUCUGCAGAACGGGCAGCUUGGAGCUGGGGAGGGGAUUCCAGACCUGCAGCCGGGAGUCCUGGCCAGCCAGGCAAUGAUUGAGAAAACCCUCAGCGAGGACCCUAGGUGGCAGGAUACCAACUUUGUGUUGGCAAACUACAAGACGGAGCAAUGCACAAAACCACCGCGCCUCUGUCGACAGGGGUAUGCCUGCCCACACUAUCACAAUAGCCGGGACAGGAGAAGGAAUCCGAGAAAAUUCAAAUACAGAUCAACGCCAUGUCCUAAUGUAAAGCAUGGGGAUGAAUGGGGGGAACCCUCAAAGUGUGACAGUGGGGAUCACUGUCAAUAUUGCCACUCACGCACUGAACAGCAAUUCCACCCCGAGAUUUACAAGUCCACAAAAUGCAAUGACAUGCGCCAAACAGGAUACUGCCCGCGUGGUCCCUUCUGUGCUUUUGCACAUGUGGAAAGAAUCCCCUCCACAGAAGAGACCAUGAGUUCGUUGCUUACUGUGAUGCAGAGUGGAUCCCAGUCCAAGACAGGCUCUCAACACUAUACAGACGGCACAGUUAACGACUAUGUCAACAGCACUACUAACAACGGACAAACUGGAAAUGUUUCAUGCUCUAGUAGUCCGACUGUAACAUCCAGCUCAGGAAGCAACAGUUCAUUAUCCCCUAUUGGACCCAUGAGCAGGCCCAAAUGCUUUACUAAUGGUAGCUUAUGUUCAGAAUCCACCACGUCCAAUGUAUCUUCUCCAACGUCUAACUACCCAAAAGCGCCUGGCUUUGAACGCGAGGAUCAGGCAAAGAAUAUGAAGAGUCACCCACUGGACAGUAAUCCGAAAUUAAAUGACCAAGAAAAACAGAACCUUAUUAGUGUAUUUUCAGUGGCUAACCCACUGGCUUCGAGUAUCACAUCCAGUAUUACUUCAAGUCUGGCCUCUAGUAUUGGCUCUGAUAAUUCCUCCCCCACGGCUUUGUCAACGAUGAAUGCCAAAGCUACCCCAUUCUACCCAGGUAGCAAUACAGUUGAAUCAGUAAUAGGUUCUGCUCUUGACCUGAAUUUUAGUGACAUAAACGUAGCAUUUCUUGAUAAAGAAUUGGAAGAACAAGAAAACGGUGACCUUGGAUUAAGGAAUCAGAGGUUAUUGGGAGGCUCCGCCCCAGUGAAUAUCCCCGGCUCUUUUGCUCGUUCCUCUUUGCACUGCUCUUCCUCCCUCUCUGCCUCUCCUCUGAGCUCUCUGUCCCAGUCCCUCUCCCAGUCACUGCUCUCCUCUGCAAUGGCUCCCCACCAGCAGCAGCCCCAGCCAGCCAAGUCCGAGCACGGGCUCCUGGGCACCUCGGCCGGCUCCUCUCAGAACUCCUUAGGUUUGAAUGGUGGCACCGGCAGUAUUUGGGAUUUUGGCAGUGGAAGUUUCUCUCCCACUCCAUCGCCUGCAGCUCCGGGCACCAGCACCGCUGAUCUGGCAAGGUUGCAAAAGGAACUGGACGAGGCUAAAAGGAAAAUGAAGCAGUGGGAGGAUUCGUGGCAACAGGUUAAGCAGGCUUGCAACGCCUGGCAAACAGAAGCCCAGGAAGCGAAAGAUCAAGCGAAAUCCGCUGAAGCCGAGAGGCUGCUCGCCUUCCAAAAGAAGGAUGAUGCAAAGCGCAAGCUGAAAAAGCUUCAGGAGGACUUCGAUGCAAUGUGUCGGUCGCCCAGCAUGCCCCUUCUGCGGAGUUACGGAGACAUCGACAAAGUCCCUUUACCAAAGCUUCAAUCAAUCCAGCGGCAGCUGAGAGCAGACUUGGACUUGAUAGACGGGGUGAUAUACCAGCUUCAGUCAAAGAAAUGUGUAGUAUGCCAAAAGCAUGACCGGUGUGUCGUUCUACAGCCUUGCCAGCAUUAUGUACUCUGUGAGAACUGCGCACCUAGUGAAACAGAAUGUCCUUACUGUAAGACAAAAGUCAUGAAGUGGUGAUGUAGACACAUUCAAGGUACUAUUUCUGGAUCCAGCCCUUUGAAAGAACUACUAGUAUAUUCUGCUAACAACAGUUUAAAAUCUAGCUUCUUUUUUGUGUGUGUGUUUCAGUAUUUCAUAUAGUAAUUCAAUUGAUAGGUAUAUUAGACAUAUUGUAAUGGCGUUUGACUGGUACAGCUGUGGGAAUUGAAUUUCCAUAUUAAUUUUCUUAAUAAUAAUAAUAAUAAAAUAAUAAUAAUAUUUUUCCUCGUAUUGGCAUUAGACAUUAGACCGAGUCCCACUUUUAUGAUCUGUAGAAAACUUUUUUUUUUUUUUUUCUUUUGGGGGGGGGGAGCGGUGCAGAUUUUUACAGAUAGGUUGAAAAGUUGGUUUUGCUUCCUGUUACCUAAUCACUUCCUGUUCCAUAGGUCAGUCUCAUGCCAAUUAUCUACUUGCAAUCAUACCAUGUGACUUGCAGCACGUGAAGUGAUUGGUUUCCAGAAAGUAAUCCCCAAGGCUGCUUUCAAAGACCCCCAUUAUAACUAAUUGGUGCUAAUCAGGGUUUGUGAAACCAGCCGAUUUUUAUUUUAUAGGAAAUUGAUUUUCAAAUCCUUGAUUUUAUCACUCAGUACCUGAAUGUAUCAGUCAAACACCCUUUUACUAGUUAUGUGAAGAAGUUUAAUUUCUUGUAAAAGCACUUUGUAAACCUGGGGAUUUGUUAUAGAUGAUUAUAGAAUUAGAUUUAAGCUGCUUUGUAGUAUUUUUGUUUGUUUUCGUUUUUUUUUCUCUAAAUAUGCUAUAAUAUGAAGCUUUGGUUGUGUACUGUGAAACUUGAUAGAAUAUUUAAUAUUCAAUUUCUUACUGUUAAAUCAUGGUAUAGUUAAAUAUAUUGUUAAAGAUUUCAUAUUCUUAAAAAAACAAACAAAAAACCCAUAGUACUUAUGAAAUAAAUAUGAAUAGUAUUGUUGAACUUGCUUAGGAUUUUUACAUUUUUUAAUUUCAACUUAAGUGCAAACUUUUAAUGCUUCUAAGCAUAAACCAGCAGUUAGAAUGAUAUCAUAAAGGCACAUAUGCUACCGAUGCAUUUAGGAAAUCUCUUGCCAUUUGUAGUUCCUGGUUUUCUUUUAUUCGUUUUGUUGGCGGAAUCUGUUUGCUGCAUGUACCAGACCCGUGGUAUUGCGUGGCUGUAUUUUCUUUAUAGAGACUUUGUUUUUUAGAACUCCUUGCCUCUUGAAACUGUUAUGAGCGUAUGUGAUACGUGGCCACUCGAACCAAGUGCCUUGCCUAAAAAAAAAAAAAAUAAUAUAAUAAUAUUCAGCUUCUGUAGGUAAUGCAAGAUUGCAGUUAAAUUGCUACAGUUGUGAACAAGCCAAAUCGAUGCAAACAAAGACAAAAUUGAUAAAAAAUAAAAUAAAAUUGUAGAUUGUUUUUUUCUUUUUUAUAAGGGAAAGAAAUUCUCAUGAUUUACUGAAAAAAGAAUCAUGAUUUUAACAGACGGCACAAAAUCAGAAUUGGGCAUGGUAAUAAGACUCCCAUUGCAUAGCAGGUGCACGCAUGAGCUUGUUAGUCAUACACUGGGUCUAAUCAGGCUCAUAGUAAAACCUGGAAUGGGUGAAACUGCUGUGCAAUAGGAGUCUUAUUUCCAUCCCUGAGAAUGUUGGUCAAGUGAUUGCUUGACCUGACGUCAAGCUUAAUGUCCUGUUUCCAUUUCCAGUUGGUUUGUCAGGCAAUGGUGCUUUGAUUUUUUGUUAUUUUAGAUUUUUUUUUUUUAGUAUCAAUAUCAAUUAAAAAAAGAGACUAUCUUUACUUUAUCUGGUUAGGAGUAUGCAAUUCAGGAAAAAUGAAAAAAAAACCUUUACUGUAUGUGUGAGAACUGGCACUGUUUGCUAAACUUUUGAUAAGUGAUGAUUCUCAGACUGUCCAUACAGAAGAGAUCAAUUAAUAUGUAAACUGUGCUGUCAAAUACGACCAUGUAAUGUGCUUAGGUUAAACCAAUUUAAAUGACCUACUACUGUGUUCACAAGAUGUGUUUGUGUUCAUAUUCUUUUAUUGUGUAUAGCUCCAGUCCAUUAACAUUUACAGCAACGAGUAUGGUUAGCAGAAAACAUUUUGUGCUUAAGUUAAAGUUUACAAUCCGACUUGCUUAAUGCUGUGCUGUGGACGGGAACUGACUAAAUUAACAAAGCCCUUGCAAUUUUCAUUUCUAAAAUUUUCGUCCUGUAGAAAAGGGAAGGGAGUGUUUGUCUACCAAUAGCCUCCUUCGAAGGGGUUUGUUCAGAAGUUAAAAUGCAUAUAUAUAUAUAUAUAUAUAUAUAUAUAUAUUAGUAGUAGUAUUAGUAUUAUUAUUUAUUUAUUUUUUAAACCAAAGCGGUCAACUUUUGUUGCCCAUCUUCUGUAUUAAUUGAAAAAGAAUUAUAUAGAAAUAAAAAGAAUCACUUACAGUAAUUUUAUGUAGAGGCCAUUUUGUUUCCUACAUGGACUAAAGAGGAAAGAACAAUUUAAACUGAUUUGCUUUUGCUGACAAUAUUAAUGGACUCGAUCCCAUCUGUAGUUUUUACCAAAGACCUUUGCUGUUCGAGAAUAACCUUUUGUUUGUUUAACAUUCCGAGACAUUCUAAGCAAGAAACAGCUAGAAAUGAAUUUGUUUGAAAAAUGACCAAACUUAAUAUUGUGUUAAAAUUAACUUGAGUAUUUAUAAGAACUGUAUAACAAAACAUGCUUUUUUUCAUUUAAAAUUAUAGGAUAUGUUUAAAGGUAUAAAUGUUGAAUUCAAACGUUUCAACAACUGUAUCCAAGUUGUAGUGAAGGAUUGUUCAAGAAGUGAAUGACAGUUGUGUUUGUAUUCUUAAGUGGCCAUAAGGAUCAAUGGUUUUUUUUAAAAGUACUUAAUGAAUACAGUAGUGCAGUUUUUCUCUCUUUUCUUGUGUGCUAAACUGUCACUUAUUGUAAGCCUUCUUCUCUAUUUUGCAUAUUAAUAGUUAUGCACAACUAUUUGCUGUCAGGAGUGACUGUAUUUGAAAUGUAAGGUGGGUGUCUUGGGUCUCCACUUGGCUUGUUUUAAACAUGGCUUGUUACGCUAUUCACCUCCUUGAAAUAAAAAGAAUAAACUGGCGAAAGAGUGUAAUUGAUUGGGAAAUAAAAAAAAAAAAAAAAAAAUACAAAAGCACGCAUCUGUAGCUGGCUGCAUUGCCGUAGUGUAUCUUGCCCCUGCGCCUUGUAUUUCAGCCCCUCAAACCUACCGUCUGUAAUCCACCAGCUGAGAAUCACAGACCCACUGUGUGGCUGUUAACUGUGAUAUCGACACUUUCUCAUAUUGGUCGUAACUCUUUAAAUGAGCCAAUAUUGUCAGCGCUGCAGCCAGUGAUAAUGUAUCGCAGUAGGUGUUUGCAUGCACUGUGAUUUGUUCACACAACACUCUACAAGUUCCAGAUCAGCCUAUUGCAGCAUUUGGAAAUGAUGACAGUGUAUUCCCCAGUCCUGAAAGGAUGCAACAAAUCCGUUUUUAAGAGAAACCGAAUGGAGACCAAAGAAAUGCACUAGUAAUGGAACAUCAAUGUAAGCAGCUUGUAACUUUAAUGGAAAAGUUCUAGAAGGUCUUAGGCUUCGUUAAUCUCUUAUAUUUCAUUUUGAUGUAUACGUCAAACAAUAUAGACUUAAGUGUGUACUUUUAUUUUUUAUGCAAUUCCUUGUUAAAAAAACACGAAUGACUAUAUUUAUGCAUUGGAUGGAAUUUACCAAGAAUUUUAAAUAGAGAUAAAAUACAAAGUAUUAAAGUAAAAUAAAAACCAUACAUUUAUUGAAACAGAUUUUGUAUUUUUGAGAAUUGCUUGGGAAACUUUUUAUAAUGUCAAAAAAAAAAAAAAAAAAAUUAAA